Papilio polytes (common Mormon) is the source of this 1947-nucleotide messenger RNA. Its product is annotated as aldehyde oxidase 1-like. The transcript is spliced from 6 exons. The coding region runs from base 161 to 1414 and encodes 417 amino acids. Lineage: Eukaryota; Metazoa; Arthropoda; Insecta; Lepidoptera; Papilionidae. Gene Ontology annotation, molecular function: oxidoreductase activity; iron ion binding. The record is from RefSeq and is a predicted model, not a curated record.
UCGCUUCGUGCAGCACCUCACCACCAACCUCAGAGCCGUCGGCAAAAGGUGUCCUUGUACGACGAAUUAUGAGGUGGGUGUAAAUAACACAGGUGUAGUUCAAUACUUGAAUUGCAACUUGUACACUGACAACGGGCAUAUUUUUAACGAACCCCUCAUAAUGCUCGCCGCCCCGCUCUGCAACAACUGCUACAAUAAAACCACUUGGAACUUCAGCUUGUAUAAUGUCGUUACUGACACCGCGUCCAAUUCUUGGUGCCGCUCUCCAGGGUCGUUGGAAGCGAUUGCAAACGCGGAGCUCAUAAUGGAAAGAAUUUCCUAUGAAAUGAGUCUAGAUCCGGUACAAGUUCGCCUAGCCAACCUAGACCUGUCCUAUAAUGCAGUUCAGGAAAUGUGGGACGAUUUAAAAAUAAAAUCACAAUAUGACGAUAGACGCGCUGCCGUGCAGAAAUUCAAUUCGGAAAAUAGAUGGCUGAAGCGCGGCUUGAGAGUCGCUUUCAUGAGGUGGUCGGCUCUCAAUACUACGUUUACGUCUGCAACCGUAUCUGUGUAUUCCGACGACGGUACUGUUUCCAUCACUCACGGAGCUAUAGAGAUAGGGCAGGGUAUCAACACCAAGCUCGCUCAGAUAUGUGCAUACUUUCUCCAAAUACCCUUAAGUAAAAUUCUCGUGAAAGGACAAAAUACAAUUAUUUCUCCUAAUGCUGCUCCUACUUCAGGUAGUGUGGCAUCACUCAAUGUCGCGUUGUGUGUCCAGAGAGCUUGCGAAGAUAUACUUCGAAGGUUGGAACCGAUCAAGCAACAAAUGGGUGGAAACCCCACUUGGGAGGAGCUCGUUUACAAAGCGUAUAAAUCUAACAUUGAUCUUCAAGGUCGAGGAAUUCUUAAUUUGGGAGAAGAGAAUUCUUCUCAAGUGUACGGUGUUAUUGUGACUGAAGUCGAAGUCGAUAUUUUAACCGGACAAUCUGAAAUAAAACGAGUAGAUCUGUUAGAAGACGUAGGGCAAAGUGUUAGUCCUGAAAUAGACAUAGGACAAAUAGAAGGAGCUUUUAUCAUGGGACUAGGAUAUUGGACGUGUGAGAAAAUGGAAUAUGAACCGACCACUGGCGAGGUGCUCUCCGACCGCGCCUGGAACUACUGGCUGCCUCAAGCUAAGGACAUCGCGCAAGAUUUCCGAAUUUAUUUCAGAGAGAAUUCUUACAGCACCAACAUGUAUCUCGGAGCUAAAGCUACGGGGGAACCUGGCACUUCGUUAGCGGUAGCAAUACCGCUGGCGAUGCGGGAAGCAAUCUCUGCAGCGAGACUGGAGUCAGGCAUUCCGGCAACUCAGUGGUUCCAAAUCGAUGGUCCGUAUACGACCGAGCAAGUAUGUUUAGCAGCGGCCACAAAAUUUGAAGACUUCAAAUAUUUUUAAUAAUCAAGUUAAACAUUAUUAUGAAGAUGCGUGAAAUUAGAAUAAAUGUCUUGAAACUAGCGCCUGUAAAAUUUAAAAAGCAAAUUAUACGGUGUUUGCUUUACCUAAUUUUUUUUAAAGCAAAUGUCUAUGUCCAUAAUAUAUCAUUCUGUACAUUUUAAACACAUUUUUACCAUUAUUAGAUUACCCUUCAAAGACAAUAAUUAUUCAUAUAAAGACGAAAAUCUUUUUCUCGUGUCUCAAUAUGCAUGCGUUUUAAAAGUACAAUAAAUUCCAGAGGUAAAAUAACUCUAAAACAGACACUGCGUCUCAAGAAUAAUCGAUUUGUUAUACUAUCCCCAAAUGUGUCCCCGCAUUACUUAGAUUUAAACAGAUCCUUUAUUGCGAGAUUCAAUCAUAGACAGAUCUAAAGACGUACUUCCUGAUAUUACUUUGUUUUGUUUUGGUGCGUUACGCGAGAACAAAAAUUAAAAUAAAAUAAUCCACAAAUUACUUUUCAGAUUGGAUGUAAUACAUUAAUAUUAUUAUGUUUU